Molecule: messenger RNA, 2361 nt
Organism: Aspergillus saccharolyticus JOP 1030-1
Lineage: Eukaryota; Fungi; Ascomycota; Eurotiomycetes; Eurotiales; Aspergillaceae
Product: putative actin binding protein
Exons: 4
Coding region: 1-2361 (786 amino acids)
Biological process (GO): regulation of actin filament polymerization
Cellular component (GO): site of polarized growth; actin filament; cortical actin cytoskeleton
Molecular function (GO): actin filament binding
Source: RefSeq, a predicted model, not a curated record
AUGGCUACUCUAAACCUGUCUACCAACGGACCUUCGAUAGCUAAGAGCUAUCAGACCGUCAUUGACUCGUCGCUGCCUGGCUCAGGUUCCCCUACUUACGGGCAAUGGGCCAUCUUUUCUGUUUCGGCUCCUCUUAUAAAUGCUUUCCAGCAAGACUCUGGCAGCAAGGAGAGUGUCUUGAAGGUCCAGGAUACUGGAGCCGGUGAGUUGUUGGAAUUGAUUGAAGAGUUCUCCGAGGGCAAGAUACAAUUCGCCUUUGUGAAAGUUCUUGAUCCGAACUCCAGGCUCCCCAAAAACGUGCUUAUUGCUUGGUGUGGAGAGGGCGUACCGGAGCGGACAAAGGGUUAUUUUACGAGUCAUCUUGCGGCUGUUUCUAAAUUUCUGCAUGGCUAUCAUGUGCAGAUAACUGCUCGUUCCGAGCAAGACCUAACCGCGGAGGGCAUAGUCCAGAAAGUUGGGGAUGCCUCUGGAGCGAAGUAUAGUACCGCAGGGUCGAAAAGUUUGCCUACCUCUACCCACAAGCCUCCGGUAUCAACAAAGCCUGUAUUUACCCCAACACGAACUGGAGGCAGUGUUGCGAACAGCCCAGCGGCUGUCAGUCAACCGACGGCGGCAACAAGGGCUGAGGAUGAUGGCUGGGGUCCUGAUGCACCGCCAGUAACUAGGACAAGCCUCGAAAAGGUUCAGCCAGCUUACAAACCCACGAAGGUGAAUAUCGAGGAGCUCAAAGCUGGCUUGAUGUCUACCCCUAGUUUAUCGGGGGGCCGAGACUCUGAAGACCGUGGUGAAGUCAUCAAGGGUGGUUAUAAGCCUGUCGGUAAAGUUGACAUCGCCGCCAUAAGAAGGCAAGCACGCGAAGCAGGCAAUCUUGCAGAUGAUCGUCCUGAGCCUGUAAAAGGCGCGUAUCAACCAGUUGGCAAGAUUGAUAUCGCUGCAAUUCGGGCUAAAGCACAGGGUGGGAACCAGAAUCCAGUCGACGCGCAAGGCCCUGUGAAGUCAAACCCAGCCUCAGACAUCACCAGGUACUCAAAUACGUCGAACAUAUCUUCUGUCGCGAAUCAAUACGAACGCCUGACAAGCUUGCCGAAGCCCAAAGUCGCAAAGAACACUGCUCCUAAUGCCACAUUUGGCACGAAGCCCCCCUUGCCUUCGCAGACGUCUCAACCUAUUGCACCAUUAGUGGGUAGUGCGAGCCGUACGUUUGCGGAUGAAGGGGGGAAGACACCUGCUCAGCUUUGGUCAGAACGUAAGGCUAAGGAACGCGGUCCACUAUCCAACACAAUUCCAUCCAAUCUACCCGACAUCAAGUCCAGUACACCGCCUCACAAUGGUGUUGAGCUACCACAGGGCAACGUCCGGCACCACGUACAGGCCGCUCAGACCGGUGACAUACCGCAGACUACCGAUCAUCCUCUGAUUGCACAUAGCUCAGCUCAUGACUCAGACACUGAGUCUGCACAGCCAAGCACAAAUCUCGGUCUUGACGAUAUAAGUUACGACAAACCUAGUAGUUCUCAAGAUGUCAAAGAAAAGUCACCGUCGACCAGCGGUGUCAUACCUGUGCCAGGACUUCAGGAGGCUGAUUCGGUUACGAAAUUUGAAGAUAGCCAUGAGUACAGGACCUUCGAGUCGCUCCCAACCCCUCCUGAACAGCCCCGGUCUCCGACUCCUCCUACUCCCUUGGCACCAGCGCGUGAGCUUUCACCUAUACGCGUGGCUGCUCCUAUUGGUAAAGGAUUGACGGACGUUCACAGCGAGCAGCAGUCCCCACCCCCUGCACUUCCAACCGAGAGCCUGCAGGAGGCGUUGCCAAAAGAAGAGGAUCUGGAUGAUGAUCAACAUGAUAUUGGUCGUGCAACGGCUGAAGCUACCGUUAGUGAAGAUGCUCAGCACAAAGCAGUUCAAGCUGUAGUCCUUUAUGACUAUGAGAAAGCGGAAGACAAUGAGAUCGAACUUAGAGAAGGCGGUCUUGUGAACAACAUCGAAAUGGUUGACAAGGACUGGUGGCUAGGAUCUAAUGCUCAAGGUGACAGAGGUCUUUUCCCCAGCAACUACGUGGAGCUUGUCUCCAGUUCGUCGCAAACCCACAAUGUGGCAGAUACCCAAGGUCUUCCCGAAGAUGAGGAAGUCUCAUCCUUGCCAAACGUCGUUUCUGGCCCUCCCACUACCGAACCUGAACCCGCCAGUGAACCUAAUGCAAUUGCUUUGUACGACUAUGAGGCCGCGGAGGACAAUGAAUUGAGCUUCCCCGAGGGCGCUGAAAUUUCACAUAUUGAGUUCCCAGACGACGAUUGGUGGUUUGGCCAUUACAAUGGAAAAACCGGACUAUUUCCUGCGAAUUAUGUGCAGCUAGGAAACUGA